AUUUUUCUGAUAUUCUGCAAAGCGUUCACAAUCUCUUUGGAAAUUUGAGCAAUUCCAGUGUUCUAAACCCUGCAAAGUAACCCUGCAAAGUCUAUUUAGGUGUUGAAGGUGUGCCAGAGGUCAUCAUAGGUCAUUUAAUAAUCAAUAGAUGUAUUCCCGACAAUGUUCUUGUUGACUUAGUGAAAUUGUUCUCACCUUAUGGACAUCUGAAUUAAUGGUCCCCAUAUGGUCUCAGUCUGCAGAAUCCUCCAGGAGUUUGACCAAGGUCACCAUCAUCAGCUGGACAUUACAGGACCAGGCUGACCGAUAUGAUAACUGCUGGUGUCCAGCUGUUAGUCUGUCUGUGUGUCAGCUGGCUCAUUCAUAUUUUCUUUGACUGGACAGUCCAAGUGAUAAACUAUUUCUCCAACAGCCGGUAGCAUUCUGUUUCCAAGGUAAUCUGGCCUUACUCCAGCAGCCUGUAACAUUCUGUUCCCAAGGGAUCCAUUCUUGGCACCUACUAGUACUCCUGAGGACAUUACACCCAUAUUAGAAAAUUUACGGAAAAAAGGGCAGAAAAUAAUUCAGAAACUAACCAAGCUUUUAUUUUCAAAGAUGUCUCCAGGAGCUCUUCUGAUGUGUGUUGUGUAUUCAGGACUUGGUUGAUGAUCAAUCUUUGGUUAUCAUUAUGGCAGACAUCCGAUUCUUUUCUUGUGCUGAUGGCUAUAUUAUGAUAAAAACUCAUACUCCCAGUUUAUAGUCUCCGGGGAAAACUGUUUCAAUACAGUGUCCCCACCUCCAGUGCUGCUAGGAUUGAUCAGAGUGUACUGCCUGUUACCACCCUGGGAAAGGUAACUUGUCAUUAUAUAUCAACAACUGUAAACAAAUUCAACAUGUGAAGUAUUCAAUUCUCAGCUAAACAUUCAAUACUCCUGGGAGUAUUUCCUACUUUAUACCAACUGCUGGAUCAAUCAGUAUUAUUAAGAAAACUGUAGAAACGGUAUCAAUUAAAUGCAGUGUCUUUGUUUAAACAGCAGCUUGUAUCAUAGAAUCUAAUUAAUUCCUCAUCUGUGCCAUUCCACCAAGACUGGAAAUUUAACUGUUUUAGACAAUUAUGUAACACAGUAAAUUGUAAGACAGAUGGCUAGUCUGUGUUGCUUCAAUGGACUUGUGUUUUUGGAUUACUGACAUAUUUGAGGAAGAAUUCUUGACUAAUUUGGGGAACAAUAAACCUGUUUAAAAAGUGAAUACAUAAGCAGUAUAAACUUCGUCUGUGGUUCCAAUUGGAUUUUAUCUUAACCAAAAUUGUGGCAUAACUGGAUUUAUUUUUACCAUGGAGGAAAGACCAAAGACCAUUCAAUUGUGUUGUAACAGCAGGAACGUGUCGGACAUCCAGAUUCAUUGUCCUCAGGAUUUAAGUGCUUUCGCGAUGCCUCUCCUGGAGCCGGAUGUGCGGGAUGUGGCAAAUGAUUUUCCCGAUGGUGAAUUUCGUCCACGGGCAGGCUCAACAGGCCUCAGAGGCCUCUUCUCAGGGAAAGCCCGGCAGCGGAAUAAAUCAGGAGACGACUUCAAGGAAAGUAAAGGGAGCUCGCCCUCUGGGAGUCAUAGUGCUUCAUCAAAAGUAAAAAAUUUCUUUGAUCAGUUUAGACCUCGUUCUAAGUCGGAUUUAUCAGGUGUUAAGAAACCAGGGAAAAAGCACAGUGCUACCUCAGCGGCAAAUAAGAUGGACCAUUCUAUGGAUGAAUCACAGUUACGGGAUUCAUUAAUGAAUGCACGGAUGAAUGACCAUGGACCUAAACCCCAGGGGGCCAGUACGCCCAUGGGGCAGAUUCUUGAGAACCAAUUGAUGGUUCCUCUAAAUGACGGUCGGACUCGGCACGCCUCGAGUCCAGCUGAUUUUGUGUUGAAUAGAUAUCGUGCACGUUCAAAUUCAGAUUCUAAAACAAAACCCCCAAGGAGACAGCUAGUCCACCAGAGUAGUAUAAGCCCGCCUAGUUCACCUUUACUCUCGCCCCUCAAGUCAUUUUCAUCAUCAUCCGAGCCUAAAUCUGCCCCACCUAUUGUGACGCGGCCCCCAUCAUUGUCAAACAAUGAGCACACCCACGCCAUUGUCUACAAAACAGAUGGACAUCAUCAUCAUAAGUUAUUGGACUCCACCGAGAGAAUGGAGAUAGAAGACUUGGAUGAGAAUGAGGACCAGGUAUUCGUAAAAUUUAUGAGGGCACACAAAUGCUACGACCUCAUUCCAACCAGUGCAAAACUUGUCAUCUUCGAUACGCUGUUAAAUGUAAAAAAGGCAUUUUUUGCGUUGGUGUACAAUGGUGUUCGGGCGGCACCGCUCUGGGACAAUGUCAAACAGGACUAUGUUGGUAUGCUGACAAUUACAGACUUCAUAAACAUUCUACAGAAAUAUUACAAGUCUCCAGAGGCACGAAUGGAUGAACUUGAAGAACACAAGAUCGAGACUUGGCGAGAAGAAUUGAAGGACAAACAGAAGCCCUUUGUGUACAUUGAUCCCGACGCAAGUUUGUUUGAUGCCAUCAAGACUCUCAUCGACAAACAUGUCCACAGACUACCGGUCAUCGACAGACUGACAGGCAAUGCAAUCUACAUCCUCACCCACAAAAGGAUUCUGCGCUUUCUAUACUUAUAUAUCAAUGAACUACCAAAGCCUAGUUAUAUGCAGAAGACGUUAAAGGAAUUGAACAUAGGAACGUAUGACAAUGUUGUCACCGCUAACACAGACACACCGCUGUACAAAGCCCUGAACAUGUUUGUGGAACACCGGAUAUCGGCACUGCCUGUUCUCGACGCCAAUGGACGUGUUGUCAAUAUAUAUGCCAAGUUUGAUGUUAUUAAUCUGGCAGCAGAGAAGACCUACAAUAACCUAGAUAUCACUGUAGAGCAGGCCUUACAGCACCGCGAACAGGAGAUGUGGUUUGAAGGAGUGGUCACCUGCCAGGAAACGGACUCCUUAGAUUCUGUCCUGGAGAAGAUCGUCAGAGCAGAGAUCCAUCGUCUGGUGAUCACGGACGCUGACCAGCAUGUAGUCGGUAUUGUGUCACUGUCCGACAUACUCACAUUCUUAGUUCUCACACCAUCAGGAUUUGAACCAUCGUCAAAGAGAUCCUGAUUUCUAUUAUAUUGAAAGACUUUGGAUAAAGUAAUGUUGACUGGCUAGUUCAACUAGAGGAAGUAGUUGUUGGGUUAUGGAGCUGUCAAUCACCAAAGAUAUGUGGGCGGAGCUUCAUGUGAACCGGCCAAUUACAGAGAGAGUAUCGGUUGGUCCAACAAUGUACGGGGACACAGUCGGCCGUUUAUCACGACGCGACAUUCUGACUCACGGAAGGAGCUUCAGAACAGUAUUGGUCUUAGUUUAAAACCGUGACAAUUGUUUGUGACGAGAUUUCAUUCUUUUAUAUGUUUUUUAUUGACCAUAACAUGCUUUAUAUAAAAAAUAGUGAAAACAUAUUUAAGGAUGUAUUUUAUUUAUUUUUCUGAUAAGUGAUUUUCUUAAUGGCUGCAAGUUCAUUAUGUGAAUAGCCUUCCAUUAAUUUUCUUCAGAUAUUUUGAAUAUUUGAGAUGAGUUUGAUGUCGCUGAAAGAGCUGAGAAUUUAUAUUCUAGUUGGGAGAGAUUAUUCUGUCUGAUAUGCUCAAAUCCUUGUUCACUUGUUCACCAGUCAGAAUAUCUGGCAUGUAGAAGGAAAACGAUUCAUGUAUGUAUCUACCGAUGUGAAUAAAAUUGGACAACCUACAUGGAAACGGUACAGUUUAUGUACGUCUAUAAGUCUCGAUAUCAAAUAUUGGGGACAAAAGAUGACACAGGUGCUGCAAAUAGGCCAACAUAUAUACCGAUGUCAACUAAAGGGAAAUAACCCACAUCACAAAGCUAUUUGUUCAAGUCUGGUAAGCUUAAAAAAUCAUUAACUCAUUUUCAUUAUUUUCCUUUGUUAAAAUAGACCGCUAGUACAUGUAGUUUCAUAUGAUUACCGUAUCACACGUUUGUUACUAUCUAGUCUGACAAAGUUUCCGUGUACAUGAUAACUUUGAAAACUUAAUUCAAAAUAAACGUUUUCCAUCAUAAUCCAAUUUCAUGGGGUGUACAGGAAAGUUCGGUUUGUAGGAAAUAUGUAAAAGAAAUAAUUACUGACACAAAUUUACUGUAGAGUCAUUGAAUAUGAGGCUGGACAAAGCUUUUCCUUAAAAAUGAUUAAUCUUUUUAUUUACAUGUAUUAUAAGUAUCAAUAAUAUGUAUACAUUCAGUAAUAGCGCUAUAGGUAAACACAUUUGAUUUUAUAACUGGCAUUUUUGUAAUUAAUAAUUACUUAAAUUCAUAUUGCAGUUAUGUAUUUCUUAUGAUUUCAUCUAAUGUGAUCAAUGAUUUUUAAGGAAAUUUAUUCAAAAUCAAAUAUCAAGCAAACUACAAAUGAUAAAAAGUGCCAGUAUAUAAGUUAGAAUAUAUUUUGCUUAUAUUUACUGUAAUAUGUAAAAAAAAAAAAAAAUCCCAAAAUUUCCUCUACAUUUCCAGCAAAAGAUGAUUUUAAUAAUUGGCAUGCACUUCCGAAAAAAAAAAAUAAAAGGAUGAUGAUAAUUUGAAUGCAUUUUGCGGAUGUGUGUCAAAGCAGACUGUCUACAUUUUCAUUACAAAUAUUAUAUCAUUAUUUUCCCCAGAUCAGAUUAUGCAUAUUAAGUUAGUGAAAUUUCAACACUUAAAAUUAAUUCAAUAUUAAUUUGAGUUGCUUACAUGGUAAACAUGGUGUUAGGAAGAUGCAGAAAAAAAAUUAUCUAUUCUUAAAAAUUGAUUAAAUAUAAUUUAUGUUAGUUUUUUAUUAAGCUGAAAGCUUCGAACAAUGUGAUGUUGUGUUGGCUUUGGAUGUGAAAAAAAUAAGUGUUUUCAUUUGAUCGUAUCAUUUUGGAGAUAGUUCAUUGUCUAGAAAUUAAAAUUAUAAAGAAAAAAAAUACAAAAACAAGACAACAUGGUCAGCUAGAGAAGAUGUUUUUUUAUUUUCAAAUAAUGUAGUAUAUUUUAUGUGUCAGAGCCAUAUCAUACGAAUAUCAUUUUAUACUUUGUCAGAUAUACAAUGCCAGUUCAGACAUUUUUUCAUACUAUGGGAACAUUAAUUAUAACGACUUAGGAUCAUUUAAGGUGGUAUGUGUGUAAAGGUCUUGUGUACAGGUCUGCCUGAAGAGCUGAGCUUUUGGCUCUCCGAGGUGUUCAGCGCUAUCACGGUCCCUUAAAAUGUUGAGUUUGGGUCAGCCUUGAGCUUUGGGCCCUCUGAGGUGUUCAGCGCUAUCACGGUUCCAUGAAAUGUUGAGCUCGGGUCAGCAUGGAUAGUUAAGCUCCAAGGCUCCUUAGUUUAAAGUUUCAUACAGAAUAGAUCUUGAAAACUGUUGACCUUCGGAAGUAAUAUGUUUGGGGCCUAUUGGGCUUCGAGUGUUGACCAUCAGAAGUAAUAAGUUUGGGGCCUAUUGGGCUUCGAGUGUUGACCAUCGGAAGUAAUAAGUUUGGGGCCUUAUUGGGCUUCGAGUGUUGACCAUCGGAAGUAAUAAGUUUGGGGCCUAUUGGGCUUCGAGUGUUGACCAUCGGAAGUAAUAAGUUUGGGGCCUAUUGGGCUUCGAGUGUUGACCAUCGGAAGUAAUAAGUUUGGGGCCUAUUGGGCUUCGAGUAAUGACCAUCGGAAGUAAUAAGUUUGGGGCCUAUUGGGCUUCGAGUGUUGACCAUUGGAAGUAACAAGUUUGGGGCCUAUUGGACUGGAGUGUUAUGCUUGCGGCCUGAUGUAAAAGUUUUACUGAUCCUUUUGUGCAUUUCUAAAAAUAUGUUAAAAGUUAUUGUUGCCUGUGUUAAAAGGACAUUUUCAGUGAUCUCAUUGAAUCUUGAUUCUUAUCCAAUGUUGUUCAUGUUAGUAUCGGUCCUACCCAUUCCAGCCCUCUAUUCUUGAACCCUGAAAGUUAUGACAGAAAAUUAAAGUCAUCAAAUUUUCACAAUUCUUUUAAAGAUAUAUUUUAAUUAAUAAAGUAAAUAAAUAUCAAAUUCAAUUGUCACAAUAUCAAUGAAAGUUAAAUUAAAAACUCAGAAGAAAUCAAUCAAUGCCUUUGUUCUUUGUUAAUCUUAUCAAAUAGAAAGUUUUCAACUUUUUUCAUAUUCAUGGAGCAUUGACUGUAACACUGAGUUUAACAGGGGAGCAUUCAAUAUUUACAUAUUCACAUAUUAAGAAAUGUAUAUUUGAUUUUUCUUCAUUUUGGUGAGUGAUUUUGUAUUCAAAUAUGAGUAAAGGAAACUAAUUGAAAAUAAAAUAAAUAUAACUAGUUUAGAAAAUAGUGUGAAAAAAUGAAAAUUACUUUCUGUGAUUUAGGAAAUAAUGACAGUACUGGUGGUGAAUUCAAUUUUAUAGGAAUUUUUACCAAGAAUUGUAACUGAUUGAAAAUGUUCCAAUGUUCUAAAUGUAUGCACGUUUGUGCCUAGCUAGUUGUGAUCAAAUAUUCUAAAAGAAAGGCAGAGUGGAAGCUGGCAACUUCAAACAUUUACACAACUUGAUCUUUCUCUGAGUGUUUAAAAUUAAUCAUUCAGAGGUCAAAACGAGAAUGAUGUUGAUAAUGUGAAGAUUUGUACUUGAUUUAACUGUCUUGACUGCUUCGUACUUUUGGGCAUUAGACUUUUGGCCACGUGUGUGCUCAUGGUGUCAAUAGACAUGCUAGGAAUUUAAAGUCAUUGAAGGGGACUGACAUCAAAUAAAGUAUAUGUUUGAGAUAUUUAAAAGACAAUUAACAAUAAAAUUGUUAUUGGAAUGGUUGGGUUGGCAAACCUGUUGUGUAUUGAUGAUCAAUUUCUUACCCUUGAGAACCAGAAGGUAGAUUUGACAUGGGAUUCAGAGAUUGUAACCAAAGAUGCCACAACAUGUGUGAAUAUGUUGGAUGUGUAAAAUAUGUGUUUGGAAAAUGUGGUACACAUGUGUCUUACUGAGCCAGACCAGGGUUUACAAGGUUACACAUAAAGGUCAUGUCAAGGUCAAGCUAUGUUAUAGGUCAUGUCAAGGUCAUUCUCUGUAAAAUUCUGGUCAAGUAACAAUAAUAUAUCAAUUUUGUAGAGAUUUUUGUCAAGGAGACCUAGGAUUAUAGUUGAUGCAAACCAUUGAAAAUGAUAUUUUAAUUCAAAUUCUUAGAAGUAAUUAGUUUGUGUGUUUUGAUUACAUGGUGUUAAUUAGAGGGCAGGUAUAUAGAACUCAUUAGUCAGGUGGAAUUUGAAAUAUUACUUAUGUGUCCUUGCUUUCCCUGGCCUGGCUUGGACAGUUUAUGUUUGCGAUUGUAAAUACCUGUUAAACAAAUGCUGUUAGAAUGGAUGUUUUUUGUAAGAUUGUACAUAUGUUAUUUCUGA
Molecule: messenger RNA, 7351 nt
Organism: Pecten maximus
Lineage: Eukaryota; Metazoa; Mollusca; Bivalvia; Pectinida; Pectinidae
Product: 5'-AMP-activated protein kinase subunit gamma-1-like
Exons: 16
Coding region: 1313-3112 (599 amino acids)
Source: RefSeq, a predicted model, not a curated record